Molecule: messenger RNA, 1677 nt
Organism: Acomys russatus (golden spiny mouse)
Lineage: Eukaryota; Metazoa; Chordata; Mammalia; Rodentia; Muridae
Gene: Ccnb1
Product: cyclin B1
Exons: 9
Coding region: 191-1486 (431 amino acids)
Biological process (GO): mitotic metaphase chromosome alignment; regulation of cyclin-dependent protein serine/threonine kinase activity; mitotic cell cycle phase transition
Cellular component (GO): nucleus; mitochondrial matrix; cyclin B1-CDK1 complex
Molecular function (GO): cyclin-dependent protein serine/threonine kinase regulator activity
Source: RefSeq, a predicted model, not a curated record
GAGCGCCAAUGGGAAGAGAGCGAGUGCCACGAACGGACCAAUGAGGAGAGAGCGGCCCGGGGUUUAAACCCAGGCCCCGCAGACUUCUCUGGGCGUGCUGCAGAGGAACGGCUGUUGGUGUCUAGCGGGGGCCAGCCAGAGGCAGGGGUGUUUGUUUCUGGUCGGCCGAGCCUCUGCUUCGGAAGGAGCCAUGGCGCUCAGGGUGACUAGGAACUCAAAAGUUAACACAGAAAAUAAGGCCAAGGUCAGCAUGGCAGGCGCCAAGCGUGUGCCUGUGGCAUUUGCUGCAUCCUCCAAGCCCGGGCUGAGAUCAAGGACCGCUCUUGGAGACAUUGGUAACAAAGUCAGCGAACAGGUACAGGCAAGGAUGCCUCUGAAAAAGGAAGCAAAAACUUCAGUUACUGGAAAAGCGGCUGCUAAAGUCCCACCGAAACCCGUGGAGAAGGUCCCUGUGUGUGAGCCAGAGGUGGAACUUGCUGAGGCCGACCCUGACCCUGACCCUGAACCUAUUAUGGAAGAAAAGCUUUCUCCUGAGCCUAUUUUGGUUGAUAAUCCCUCUCCAAGCCCAAUGGAAACAUCUGGAUGUGCACCUGCAGAAGAAUAUCUGUGUCAGGCUUUCUCUGAUGUAAUCCUCGCAGUGAGUGAUGUGGAUGCAGAUGAUGGAGCUGAUCCAAACCUCUGUAGUGAAUAUGUGAAAGAUAUAUAUGCUUACCUCAGACAGCUGGAGGAAGAACAGUCUGUUAGAGCAAAAUACUUAAUGGGUCGUGAAGUCACUGGAAACAUGAGAGCCAUCCUAAUCGACUGGCUGGUGCAGGUUCAGAUGAAGUUUAGGCUGCUGCAGGAGACCAUGUACAUGACUGUUUCCAUUAUUGACCGGUUUAUGCAGAACAAUUGUGUGUCCAAGAAGAUGCUGCAGCUGGUUGGUGUAACUGCCAUGUUUAUUGCAAGCAAGUAUGAAGAGAUGUACCCUCCAGAGAUUGGGGACUUUGCUUUUGUGACUAACAACACCUAUACUAAGCACCAGAUCCGACAGAUGGAAAUGAAGAUUCUAAGAGCUCUAAACUUCAGUCUGGGUCGCCCUCUGCCCCUGCACUUCCUCCGUAGAGCAUCUAAGAUUGGAGAGGUUGACGUUGAGCAGCAUACUUUGGCCAAAUACCUCAUGGAGCUCACUAUGCUGGACUAUGACAUGGUGCACUUUGCUCCUUCUCAAAUCGCAGCUGGGGCUUUUUGCUUAGCCCUGAAAAUUCUUGACAAUGGUGAAUGGACACCAACACUGCAGCACUACCUAUCCUACACUGAAGACUCUCUCCUUCCUGUUAUGCAGCACCUGGCUAAGAACGUAGUCAUGGUGAACCGAGGCCUUACAAAGCACAUGACUAUCAAGAACAAAUAUGCAACAUCUAAGCAUGCUAAGAUCAGCACUCUGGCACAGCUGAAUUGUACACUAGUUCAGAAUUUGUCCAAGGCUGUGGCAAAGGCAUCGUAACUCAAAUGGACUCCUCCAUCUGCAAACGCAGUUGGCACCAUGUGCCCACCUGUACAUAGUAUAAACUGUUCACUUGCUCUUCAAUAAAGGUUGUGACUUUUUACUUUUCAUAGCUUAACUCAUUUGAAUGUGGUUACUUCUGACUUUGUACAACACAAGUUGGAUAAAUAUAUAGGACUUUUAAAACAUUU